AUGCUACAGAGCCGUAACAAUAACGGAACGUGUACAAUACCGAUUCUAGAAAUAUUCACUAACUCCGCUCGCUAUAAAACACGCAUUAGUUUCGCUGAAAGUGUUACGCAGGAAAGCCUCUUUGUGGAAGUGCGUUGUCAGAACAUAUCGAUUGUCAGGUUGAAGGGCGCACCUUGCAUAUUGCGUUAUAUAACUAAGGAGUAA
This is a messenger RNA of Leptosia nina, 204 nucleotides long. The record is from the annotation of a GenBank genome assembly. NCBI's taxonomy places the organism in Eukaryota, Metazoa, Arthropoda, Insecta, Lepidoptera, Pieridae.